AUGGAUUCCUCACAUUCACGAAAUGUCCUCGGCGUGGAUAAUACUGCCGCUGGUGUAAAACGCUCAGCACCUGGCUCUUUGUUGCCACCGUUCGAACCAAGCUCUUCUCCUCCAUGUUUUAAAUGUCACAGUUCUCACACAUCCGAGAGCAAGAAUCGAUAUCCGACUCCGGUUCGCUCAUCCUCUCUCGGUAUCCUCUCGACUCCCCCUCCUCAGCUAUCGUGCAAACCUGCCAACACUCUCCAGAAUCAUAUCACCAACCACCUUGCUUUCUCGCGUCUUUCUUCCACCCCGCUUUCUGCACUCUUGUCUAACCUCCCAUCGUCACUUGCACAAUUGGUUAAUAAGGAGCUUCUUAUUGACGUUUUGAAUAACCUUCAUUGCGUGGGAGAAAUCAAGCGAUCUGGUAAAGACGCAGCUGGAAAGCCACUAGAAAGCGAAUAUUGCUAUACCCCCGACCGUGAUACAGAUUCGGGUAGACGCGAUGCUGUUGUGCAAGGAAUGGGACGGGUUGGGUUGAGGGCGUGCCGAAGAACUCACAAGGUAUGA
Messenger RNA from Tuber melanosporum (Perigord truffle), 549 nucleotides. RefSeq lists its product as uncharacterized. The transcript has 2 exons. The record is from RefSeq and is a predicted model, not a curated record. Bases 1 to 549 code for a protein of 182 amino acids. NCBI's taxonomy places the organism in Eukaryota, Fungi, Ascomycota, Pezizomycetes, Pezizales, Tuberaceae.